AUGCCAAUCUUUGCUGAUGCCUCGCCCUUGGUGCCCGAGACUUCGGCCGCUUCAGAGACGCCGACGAGGCUGCAGCAGCUCCGUUCCUCUGCGGGGCUCCUCCCCAAGAACUGUGCCGUCAUCUUCGCACAUGGCUACCUCGGCAGCCGAUUCGACAUGCUGCACCUCUGCGAGAGGCUCGCAAGCCAGGGCUUCGUGGUCGCCGCCCCCGACUUUUCCGAGGGUUUGUCGGGAGCGGUGUCGGAAUUGCCAAGACGUGACAUAGUCGCGGAGCUUCUUGCAAAGCUUCGCAGGGCUUGGGGAGCUCAGCAAUUUGGCAUCGUUGGCCACUCCGCUGGCGGAGGGACCGCAACAGUUUCUCCAGGCCCGUUUGCAUGUGGUCGCGUGGCGGUUGCGGGCCUGGCUCCUGGAUAUGACGACCCGGACCCUUUGCUGGUCCUUGCAUCUGAAGGUGAUGGCGUGGUGAGGCUGGAAAGAGUUCUCCAGGCCAUACCAAGUGGGACCCCAUGUGUGGAGGAUCCCGGAAACUAUGAUCUUUCUAAGAAGUCGGGUGCGGUGCUGCUUCGUCGAGGCCUGAAGGAUGGGCACCAGGCACCCUGCCACAUCUCUUUCCUGUCCGCCGAGACGAACAAAGCCAUGAUCUCCUUGCUCUCGCCUUUGUUGCCUGUUGCCCGUGUCUUGGAGGUGCCAGUGCUUGACUUCGACACCUAUCUAGAGCUUCAGGACUCUGAGGAAGUUGCUGCCGCAACGCUGCCCUUGAUUGAAGACUUCUUCUGCACGAAUGCGGCCAAGCAAUAG
This is a messenger RNA of Symbiodinium necroappetens, 798 nucleotides long. NCBI's taxonomy places the organism in Eukaryota, Dinophyceae, Suessiales, Symbiodiniaceae. The record is from the annotation of a GenBank genome assembly.